Colossoma macropomum (tambaqui) is the source of this 3195-nucleotide messenger RNA. It is a transcript of the gene nacc1b, whose product is annotated as nucleus accumbens associated 1, BEN and BTB (POZ) domain containing b. The coding region runs from base 997 to 2652 and encodes 551 amino acids. Gene Ontology annotation, biological process: regulation of transcription by RNA polymerase II. The transcript is spliced from 6 exons. The record is from RefSeq and is a predicted model, not a curated record. Gene Ontology annotation, molecular function: RNA polymerase II cis-regulatory region sequence-specific DNA binding; DNA-binding transcription factor activity, RNA polymerase II-specific; protein binding. Lineage: Eukaryota; Metazoa; Chordata; Actinopteri; Characiformes; Serrasalmidae.
CACGGAACAUGGAGUGAGCUUGUGACCAAUGGCAUCUACGCUCCUAAAUAGAUGGUUCUUUAGUAAAGACAGUGGUUCUAUAUGGAACUAUGAACACUCAGCGAACUAUCUGCAUAAUUAAAGGGUUCUUUACAUGGUGAAAUGGUUCUUCAGAUUGAUGGAGAAAGUGCUGGAUAUGGUUCUAUAUAGCACCAAAAAGAUUUCUGCUAUCAUUACAAGCUUGAGAUUGUAAUAAUACAAGAACCCUUUUGGUGCUAUAUAGAACCAUGUACAACAAUACAAACCCUACAAGUGCAGAUUAGUUUGUGAACAGAUAAAAGCAGCUAUACGAGUUAGCUCCGCCCACACAAUCUGAUUGGCUGAAAAGCAACACACCCGUGUUUUAUUGUUCCCUUCACUACUUCUUAGUUGGGUGCCUUUUUUGUAAAUGCUAAAUAUCUGUGAGGGAGCUUUUAGAGGUGGACGUCUGGUUCCUAUCACCACCACUGUGAACAGUUCUGACUCUGUAUGUUUAUCUAGAACAGAGCGUUUCACACCAAACCACUCUGUUUACAUCUUAACUGUUUAAUUAGGCAGAACAUUUGGAAAAUGGGUGGAGUUCCCCUUUAACUAGAUACAUGCCUGUGUGAGUCUAUCUUAAGUGGUCAUUUUAAAAUGGAUAAUGAAAAAACACACAAAAUAAAAAAUAAUACCUGAAAAUAAUAAAUAAAUUUAAAAAAGCACAAAAUAAUUAAAAUAAAUUAUCACAAAAAAUAAAAAAUAAUAAUAAGACAAACCAAAAAAACAAAAACAAAACACAACAAAACUCGGGCUGUAACUGAGGACUUGGUGUCUGGGUCCUCAGCUCAGGAAGUGAAGUCUGAACAGCUCUGCGUCUCUCCGGUCUAGACUGAGAUGUUGGGGCUCUACAGUGGGAGCUGUGAGCAGCAGGAAAGCAGCCCGGCGCUAAAUGAAGCCCAAAUACGGGAUUAGAUCCUGAUGUGUUGAGGCGCUGAUAUGGCUCAGACGCUGCAGAUGGCCAUCCCCAACUUCGGAAACAACGUCCUGGAGUGCCUGAACGAGCAGCGGCUGCAGGGGCUCUACUGCGACGUCUCCGUGGUGGUCAAGGGACACACGUUCAAGGCCCACCGCGCCGUGUUGGCCGCCAGCAGCUCCUACUUCCGCGACCUCUUCAACUCUGGCGCCAAAAGCUCGGUGGUGGAGCUGCCGCCGGCCGUGCAGCCGCAGAGUUUCCAGCAGAUCCUGUCCUUCUGCUACACGGGGCGGCUCAGCAUGAACAUCGGGGAUCAGUUCCUGCUCAUGUACACGGCCGGCUUCCUGCAGAUCCAGCAGAUCAUGGAAAAGGGAACCGAGUUCUUCCUCAAAGUCAGCUCCCCCAGCUGCGACUCGCAGGGUCUGCACACGGAGGAGAUGCCACCUUCUGAGCCCCAGAGCCCAGUGGGCGGAGCUAUGGGAGGGGGCGUGGUCGCCACGGCACCCGGACGCCCCGCCUCCUGCCUCACUCCGCUUUCGUUGGUGUCGAGGGUGAAGACGGAGCAGCCGCAGCAACAGCAGGAAGGGUCUCCGUACUCAGUGGUCUGCACACCGGUCGCUAAACGGCUUUGGGAGGGGGGCAGCCGAGAAGGGGGCGGGGGGGCAGGAGGAGGUGGAGGAGGGGGAGGGAUGAGGAAGGCCCCACGCUUCUCACAGGAAGUAGCGCGAGGUAUGCCUCCUCAGGGUGCGGCGAUGUUGGGUGGAAGCGUGGCGGCUAACAGCAACAACAACAACAAUAACAGUAGCAGCUGCGGGGGGGCUAGCGGUGGGGGCACUCCGGAGGGCACCAGCCCGGCCACGCUGAGCAUGUACACCAGCGACUCACCCAUCUCCUACCACGACGACGAGGAAGAGGAGGAACUCGCAGACGAAACGGCUGAAGAUCAGUACAGGCAGAUCUGCAACAUGUACACCAUGUACAGCAUGAUGAACGUGGGGGCUGCAGCUGGAGAGCGGGUGGAGUCCCUGCCGGACCACCUGACCGUAGAGUCGAGAGGCAGAGGGGUCCGGGUGCGUCCAGAACUCUCCUCCCUGCCGACGGAGCUGAUCUCCCAGAUUGGGAACCGCUGCCACCCCCGGCUGUAUGAGGAGGGCGACCCGGCGGAGAAGCUGGAGCUGGUGAGCGGAACCAGCGUCUUCAUCUCCCGCGCGCAGCUCAUGAACUGCCACGUCAGCGCCGGGACCCGGCACAAAGUCCUGCUGCGCCGCCUGCUGGCCGCGUUCUUCGACCGGAGUACUCUGGCUAACAGCUGUGGGACGGGGAUUCGCUCGUCCACCAACGACCCCAACAGGAAACCUCUGGACAACAGAGUCCUCCACGCAGUCAAGUUUUACUGUCAGAACUUCGCGCCGAGCUUUAAGGAGAGCGAGAUGAACGCGAUAGCGGCCGACAUGUGCACUAACGCCCGCCGCGUGGUCAGGAAGAGCUGGAUCCCCAAACUGAAGCAGCUGAUGGCCGAGAGCGACGCCUACGCUAACCUCUUCCCCGACGCUAACAAGCCGGAGGCCGACGCCCUGGGGGCGGAGCCUGCGUUUGACGCGCCCGUCGUGGAGGGCGGGCCGUGCUCAGACGGCGCCUCUGCUGAGGCGCUGCAGGGCGUGGGCGGAGACGUGUUUUAGUGAGUGCGGUCGCCAUGGCGACGGCUCCGAUCCUCUCUUCCUUUUCAUCAGUCCAUUUUUUCCAACGAUGCAAAGCAUCACUGUGUAUGCUACUGAACCAGACUGGAGAGAGAGAGGGCGGAGCGGAGGGAGAGGGGGCGUGGCUUAAAUAAAUAAAAGGUCAGUUUUUUCUUUUUUUAGGUGAAAUGCUGGAUUUCUCUCUCUGCUCUCAUUCUUUUGAGUUAAGCACACAUUCCCAAAGAGGGGGCGGGGCCAAAGAAGAGUUUAAGAGGCAGGACCAGAGAAGAAGGGUGUGUUAAAAUAGGAGGGGCGGGACUAGCAUGGGCGGGGCCAGUGAGAAAGCAAGCACUUUAUUGGUCUGUAAACACUGUCUGUCUCCAUCAUGAAUGUAUCUGUCCAGAAAGUUCUGUCAGCUCGCUGGCCUCGGGAUUUAUACAGAAGAUGGAGGGGAAUUCCACCAGAUUUUCAAAAUCCCCCCGUAAUUCAGUGGUUGAGAUUCAGAGUGGUUUGUGAAAUACUUAAAAGACAGACAUUUUAUUUACU